UCUGGAUCCCAUCCUGGCGACAACACACUCCGACGCUGCUGUGGAAACCUCAACGUUUCACAGCUUAUUAGUAUUAUUUUUAUAUUUUUAUUUACCUUUUACAUCCAGAGUCGCUAUUUUUUUUUUUAACCAGAUCAGCGACACACGACAGGAUAUUUUCCCGGCUCUUCGUGUCUUUGUGGCGCCUUCUCAUGUAAAACCAACCCUACAAGCUCUUUUUAUUUAAACAUAACAUAAAAGCUGCUGUUUCCGAGCUUCUCGUAUGGUUUGGUUAUUAUCUGAGGAGCAGAUCUAACAGGAUUUUUUCCCCUUCAAGAGGAUUUAUUAGUAUGAUUCUUUGUGAACGCGGUCCCAGGACUCUGAACACUGAAGGCCCCCGGGGUAUGAGGGACGGAGCCAUCCCCCCUGCCUCUUGCCUUCGAAGCACAUCUCAAGUAUGGGACCCCGUAAAGGAGCUGACAGCAAUUGGCCUGAACCUGUGCUAUCUAGAAAACUCAGGAUGGUACUGGGGAGCUCUAACGGCAGCUCAGGCCCACGCUGCCCUCCAAGGAGCAUCAGAGGGGACCUUUCUGGUACGGGACAGCAGCCACCCCAUGUACAUGCUCACCCUGACGGUCAGGACUGCACGUGGCCCCACGAGCAUACGGAUCCAGUACAGUGACACCCGCUUUUUACUGGACGCCAGCUCCCCAGCCCGUUCCAGCCUCUCGUCUUUCCCCGACGUGCCCAGCUUGGUGCAGCACUACAUGGGCGCGGAGAGGAAAGCGGAGGAGCAGAAGGUGAAGGAGGAGGAGGAUUCGUGGAAACCGUCGGAGCACACGGUUCAGGACAUGCCCGUGGUGCUAAAACUGAAGCGUCCGGCGUACAUAUCCUGGAGCCUCCCCUCGUUACAGCACCUCACACGCCUCGUCAUUAACCGACACACCGACUGCCCAGACGAGCUGCCAAUCCCCCGACCCAUGCAGCGUUAUUUAAAGGAAUAUCCCUUCAAGGUAUGAAGAGGGGGUGGGGGGCAGUGGAUCGGACCUCGUUUGGCUGAAUCUCAGCUUAUUUAAGGGAAGAAGAAAAAAAAACUAUCAAACAGGUCAUUCGUGCCUGUGGAGGCCAGUCACAAGAAAAUGUUUCUGACAGAAAACAAACUUCAAGUUCAGACUGACGUGUUGAGGCCCGGGUGGAAACACAGUACUGUAACGGUAAUUACUUCAAAAGAAGAACGUGGAGUUUAAACAUCACAACUUCUGUAUAUACGUAUUGUUUCUAAGAAAUACACUGACUUCGUUGAGACAUAUUUUAUGU
Nematolebias whitei (Rio pearlfish) is the source of this 1296-nucleotide messenger RNA. It is a transcript of the gene cisha, whose product is annotated as cytokine inducible SH2-containing protein. The record is from RefSeq and is a predicted model, not a curated record. Gene Ontology annotation, cellular component: phosphatidylinositol 3-kinase complex. Gene Ontology annotation, biological process: phosphatidylinositol phosphate biosynthetic process; intracellular signal transduction. Bases 330 to 998 code for a protein of 222 amino acids. The transcript is spliced from 3 exons. NCBI's taxonomy places the organism in Eukaryota, Metazoa, Chordata, Actinopteri, Cyprinodontiformes, Rivulidae. Gene Ontology annotation, molecular function: 1-phosphatidylinositol-3-kinase regulator activity.